AUAAAUUCAAUAUAGUACACACAAAUCAUUAUAUAUUUUCAUACUUGAAUGAAUUUAAAGUAUUGCCCCCUGUUAUAUAUUGCCCUUUAGAUAACAAAUUUACAACUCAAUGUAAGAUUAAAUUUUAAUUUUCAACUCAAGUCGUGGACCCUUGAACAUUGCAUUGCAUGUUAAUUUUCAAUUCGAGGGGUUAAUAGUAAUCAAUCAUUUGAAAUUGGAUUUUUUUUCUAUUUACAUCUAGUUUCAUUAUCUCAUCGGUCAUUGUACGGAAUAAGGAGACAUGCGCGUCAGAAGUCGUUUGGUCAGUGGUAUUGAAUUGACCAGCAUAGCCAUAUAAAAUUUGUAUACAUAUUGGUUAUGGGUGUGUGUGUGUGUGGGUGUGCAUGUAGCUCAUAUUGAGCCAAUUGUGUGAGACAUUGUCCAGUGAUUCGUUGACCGUACGAUAGCCCAUCCUGGAUAUUGGGAGUGCUUCCAGUACUCCGUAGGUAGUGAGACCAUCUACAAGAAGAUCAAGCUUUUUUUUUUUACUACAUCUAAAUUUCCUCCAUUUUUCUUCUCCUUCAAAAUUUGAAUUUGGUGUUUAACGCGAUAUCGAUUAGCACUAUCAAUUGCCAAUACCCCGCAAAUUGCCAAAAAGGACAAUUUGUUGUGAAUAAUUCUGCGAUGUCGAAAUUAAUCAUCAUUGUGCGGAUUGAAUAAUUUGCAAGACCUCUCUUUCUCUCUCUCUCGAAAAUAGUCCUUGUACAUAGAUAUUACGCCUACAUAUGUAUCGAUUUUUUUCCCAUUACAUGAAUUUAUUUUCAUUUUCUCUUUUCCCAAGAAACUGAUAAAAAAUAAUCAUUUGGAGCAUAUUUACCACGUGUAAGAAAAUCGAUCAUGUAUUGAUUAGUCACAGUGGGAAGAAGAAAAAUUCACGAUGCCGGCGGGAAUAUCUACCCUAGGACCGUUUCACUGCGUUUCCAAGGGCGAACCCGCGCCAGCAUUUACCAUCAUUCACCGGGACAAUCAUCAGACCACAUUGCCAAUUCUCCACAUUAAUCAGAUGAAUGACGAUUACCCGGAAGUCAACGGCAAUCGUCCAAGGAAUAGCGAGAGAAAUGGUUUAUCAUUAGAAAAACGCAUCAGCAGGUCCAGUGAUCACAUCGCCCUGGCGUCUUUGCAGAACAAACAGGUGAAUCCAUUGAAAAGGCGAGAACAUAGCAAGAGUCACGAUAAUCUUGGCUUUAGUAUGAAAACUAAAAUUGACGAGGCCUUCAAAUCAACUAUGAGUUUGUCUACCGAGAAUUUUAACGAUAUUUUGAACGCAAAAUUGCAAAAAUUUCAAAAUGAAGAGCACCAAGAAUCGAAUAAAAAAGGAAUAAGGAAUAAACACCAAUUGGGAACUCUGAAAAAGCCAUUCAUUACAACUGUGAAGAGCGGAGAAUUUCUUAUGCCACCACCUGAAGUAGCAGCUCUCCUUGGUAUUUCACCAAAUGGUUCGUGGCCUGCCAAUGAGAUUGUUGAGCACGGAUCCGAUAACUUACCGCCGCGCUCUAGGUUCCGGCCGUCAGUGUCUUUAGGGCAUCGACCACAAGUGCGUCACACCAAACACAACGCUAGAUGUCAAGCUGCUUUGAAAGCGACUGUUGAUUUUACAGUUAAUCUAGUCAAUUCCACAACCCAGGCUAAUGAGGAACGGGUUAAGCGUCUCUGUAACACUAGACUCGCAACUGUUAAUAAUAGUGAUAAUGAUCAUCACCAACUUCCUUUCGGUAAUAUCAUGUUUGAUCGACGGGUCGUACGUGGCUGUGCCUUGGCGGCGUCCAUGCUUGAAGGCGAACAGUUACCUUGUAAAAAAAAACUAAUGUCCAAAAAACGAACCCAGCAGCACGCUUCCAGAUCGAUGAUGCUGCGAAUUAGAUCACCACCACCUAUUCCUGGCCGGAAGCAUGAACCUGUUCAAACGGAAGUGUAUCUCGAAGAGCUGUCUGAUAAGCCGGACGAAUCGGAGAUUGGUACGCAGACAGAUUAUAUUCUGGAGAGACCAGCAACCCCUUCAUAUGUCCCUGGAAAAACUGGAUUAGAUGCCGAGACCCAGAUCUCGCCGGGCGAUCUUUUUGACUACGAUAGCGAAGUGCAACCGAUUCUCGAAAUUCUAGUUGGUAAAACAAUAGAACAGGCAUUGAUUGAAGUUCUUGAGGAAGAGGAGCAAACAGCCCUUCGAGAACAGCAGAGGAGAUUCCAGGAGCUGAGAGUGGCCGAGAAAGUGGAACAGCAGAGGUUGGAAGAAGAAGAGCGCAGACUGCGAGAGGAGAAAAAUCGAAGAUUAAAACAACACAAGAAAGCCGUGAACGAUCAACAAGAAACUGAAGAAAGAGUAGCUGCAGCUGUUUUAUUAACGGGAUACAUUGCAGAAUUGCUUCCAGGAGUUUUAGAGGAUUUGAAAAUGUCUGGAUUUUUGUUGGACGAAAUAAGGAGUGACGUAGAGGAGGGCUUCGUGCCGUGGCUGAUGAGUGAAGUCAAGAAGGAAAUGGGCACUGUGAUGGAAAGCCGUGAAAUAUUGGCCGAGAUCAUCAGGGAAAUUCUUGAGACUCGAGCCACUAUCUACCAGAAGCUUGGUGAAGGGUAUGAAUCAUCGAGAAAAUUAACAGCAGCGCGUUAUGAUUCUCAUAGUGAGAUAGAAGAAAGUGUUGGCUAUAAAAACGUUGAUUUUGAGCAUUAUCAGUCGCCAACAAUUUAACGCUAUUUAAUGGGUUGUUCAUUAAUUCCUUUAGAACCAACUAUUCUGAACUUCCAUGGGUACCUAUUCCUCUGCUGGCCAGAAGCCUACUCCUAUACCAGUAUACACAGCUGCCGCAAUAUAAAUCCAUUUCUGUCUUCACCCUCCAUGUCUCCCGACGCCACCUUCCAUAUUCCCCUCUCGCAUUACCAACACCGGGAUAAUUCCACAAGGGUUUCUCCGUCUGCAGCGUAAAUACUCUAGGCAUGGGACUUGUAAUAUCACUCACUAUCACAAAUCCAUCAUCAUUUUCUCCUUGCAAUUCUGUAUUUUCAUAAAACAAAAAAUGUUACAAUCCCAUUGCAAAUGUAAAAUGUAGAACAUUUCAACACAAAAAUAUCUAAUAUUUUCCUUCAUUAGUAAAGAGAAUUGCAAUUUGUUUUAGUUGAAAAAUCUAAAUGCAAAUAUUUAAGAAAAUCUAAUCGCUAAAUUGAUUUUUGUUUUUUUCUCUUUUUUCAAUUAUGGUCAGUUAUAAGAGACUAAAUAAAGACAUGACCAAAAAUAUUGUACGUUGUAAGCUUUUUGGUCGGAUUGAUUUCAUAAAAGUGCCCCGCUCGACACCAACAAGGUAGGGGAAAUUUUAUAAGAAAAAAAAAAAAAAAAAAAUUAAAUAAAAUAAAAUUUGGGGUAAUUUUAGAGGAAAUAAAAAUAUUGAUACACCUGACAAUAAUGGGGGGUUUAUUUCUGCUGCUUUAAAAGAAGUCUAGACAAAAUGACACCGGAUAAUAGAUAAAAUGAAUAUACCUGCGUUAGAAGAAGGGACGUGGCACAAUACACUUUUGAAGAUUAUACCAACGAUCGGGUUGGUAUGCACAUUUUAGUUACAGCUUACAACCAGAGUUCAUACGUAAGGCCCUCAUUGAGUUUUACUGCUAGGAUAAGGGAUAGACAGAUUUCCUAGAUUCGGCGUCACGAUGUCGCAUUAACAGAGUCUCAUUAGCAAAGGUUUCGAGGAGGCUCUUAGCCUCCCGCCAUGAUCUUAAUGCACUGGUGAUCAAUCUUUUUCGACAUUAGCGUUGUAAUAACCAAACUGUUAAGUCUCAUGAAAAAACUGAUGGCGCCGCUGACGCAUUGAAAAUUAAGUCAUAAGAACAUUCCAAAUUUUGCUAUGUAAUAGUAUAUUUCCAGACAAGUGCGACGGGGUGGUAACGAGUGUGAAGUAGGUGGCCAAUCAUACGAGUUAAAAGACCCUGUCGCACCUGUAUCCAAACUAUACGUGUUGUUAGUGAUGUUACGUUCAGGGAGUGGCGAACUGUGUCAUUUUUCCUUUACAAGUAAACGAAAAGGCACUUUUCAACACGUGCUGAACGUAGCAGCAGUGAUAAAAAUAAUAAUUAAAUGGAUAAUCGCAUUUUCAGGGCUUUCUAUCCUUAUUAUCUUUUAAAUAUUUUUUUUUCUUUGAAAAUACAGCCGCCAAAAAUUGUGAAACUUCAUCAAGUUUUUGUAAAGAAAAUCACAAAAAAAAAGUUGAAACAACUUCACACACCAUCUAAUGAACUCAUAGUUUUGAAAUGGGGCUUAUUAAAUGGAAUGGAUGAUUUUCAACUAAAAUUAAUCCAUUUGAGAUGAAAGUGUCGUUUUAUUUGAAAUUAUUACUAGGAAUAACAUAUGUAUAAACUACAAACCAACCUAACGCGUUGAGUAUUAGAUAAAUCAUAUAAUAGGAUGAGGUUUUACAGUAAAUUGAAGUUGGCGAGGCACUUUUAAAAAGCCACCUACCCUACAUCUAAUUCUUUCCCCUCUUCCACCUUACACAAGGGCAUAUUGUAUUGGAUUAAAUUAAGCAGUCGUGAACCCCAAUUUUGUGUAUACGCAAAACUUGUACGCUCAGUGAAUCGUGCUUUAUAUAGGGCACCCCUUAUUUCCCUUUGAACAAAAAUAACUCGGGGGAAUCGUUCUCUUCAACCCAUAUUGAGGUAUUAGGGUUUUUUCUAUUAAUUUGUUAUGGGACCCGUAUCACCUGGGUUACACAUUAUUCUCCAUUUUUAAAUGGCAAAUACUUGUUUUUUACACUUCACCGGUUAUUGAUUUAAAUACAAAAUUGUAUGGAAAGUUUUAUAGUGCAAACUAGUCCCAUAGAUUUUCCACAUUUGUAAGGAAUAUGAAAAAAAUAUAUUUGACAUAUUGAUUUUGAAUGUAAAAAGUACAUGAAACUGGCCAAAAUUAUAUUAAUGUUUAAGGAUAAACAAAUCUAAACGUAUCUACUCAUUAAAUAUGGGCUUGAAAAAAAAUUUCCCAAUGCAGUUCAGUUGGGAGGUUUGAUAACUAAAAAUAUUUAAAUCUACAGUAUAGCUCAUGGAAUAGAGAAAGCUACUUUACAAUAUGAGCAAUUGCGAUCAGUACACUUGGUAUUUAAGGGGUAAAUAUUGCUGCUAUUAUUGAUAUGGUAUAUUUAUUAAUGGGCUUGUAGGGGCCACUUACCACGUGUCAUAUUACAAACUCUUCAAACAUAUGUACAAUGCACUUUAUGUCACGUGACUAUUGUUAUUUGAUAUGCACUGUUUUACUAAGUGUAAUAGAAUAGAAAAGUAGUCGAAAUCAUGGAACUCGUUGUUUGCUCACUGAUUCCACAAUCGAUAGAAAAUUAUUGAUUGCUUGAUUUAGGCAAAGAAUAUGCACCCUUUUGGAAAAAUUCCAUGACGUUUUGAUUUAUCAUAUUUUUAUAUAUCAUAAUAAUAAUGUUACUAUUACUUUUCGUGAAGACAAGACUUUGGGUAAAAGUUUUUGAAGUAUAAAUUUAUAAUGUAUGACUAUAGUGAAUGCUGAAUCACAUAUAAUAGGCUACUCCUAGCAGACCAAUACUUUUGACACUUGCCCAACCGAAUCGAAUUUUCUUUAUAGUCGAUACAAUGUCCUUCCACAAAAUACCAUUAUUAGUCAGUAUACGCCUUCUUUCAUAUAGGUAGAGGGUAAAUUGAACAAUGAGAUUCGUCCUGGUAUCGUCGGCGUAGGAGUCAUCACAUUGCAAGCAUAUGCUCCAUUAUAUUGUUAUUAAUAUUUCUUCCUUAUAUAUAUAUAUAUAUAUUGUUGGAUUUUUCAUAAAAUAAAUAAAGAAUAAAAGUCAAUCUUAUUCUCUUC
Messenger RNA from Diachasmimorpha longicaudata, 5836 nucleotides. It is a transcript of the gene Rsph3, whose product is annotated as radial spoke head protein 3 homolog. The transcript has 7 exons. The record is from RefSeq and is a predicted model, not a curated record. The coding region runs from base 917 to 2719 and encodes 600 amino acids. Gene Ontology annotation, cellular component: cilium. Lineage: Eukaryota; Metazoa; Arthropoda; Insecta; Hymenoptera; Braconidae.